CAAGUGUACACAUUCAAAUACACCGAUUGAUGUGUUAACGUUGCAGAGACAACAUCUCUACUGCUCUAGGAGGCACUUUUGACUGUCUGCAUCACCUUUAGGAAUUGCAGCUGGGCUGCAGAAGAGCUAAAUAACAAACCACGAACUCCAUAUAUCUAUUGUGAAGAUAAGUAUUAUAAGCAGAGACAAUUUUUGACAUUUUACAUUCAUACAUCAACACAAAUUGAUGUAUGCUAUCGCUGUUAUGUAGCCAUGGCCAUCAUACAAAACUACGAUGCAUAAAAAAAUGAGGUUCGUCAUUUAUAUUCCAAGAUAUGAGAAUAAAAAGACCAAUUUACACAAAAGUUCACUGGGAUGAGUUUAUAAAAUUAGCUGGGAAUUACUACAGUUUGUCUACAAUUUAUAAAACUGUACUGCUAAGUUUCAUUUUGUUCCAAACAGUGUGCCAAUUCACAUGGACCAAGCUUAUAUGUGGUACUUCUAACCCACAAACUAAACAGAUUUCUUAGUUCAGAUCAUACUUCUAUGUAGGAAAAGGCUAGCGCGGCUCUUAAGAACCCUAACCAAUGCCGCUUUGGUUUUACAACUUUCAUUGCUUCUAACAUCCAAAUCAAACUGUUGUUACACACAUGUUUGCUGUAUAGAUGCACUAAAAAAAUCCUGCAUUUACUUUCUCGUAGAAUUGCAUUUUUCUGGUUGUAAAAAUAGGAUGAGCAGCAACUUUCUUGUCAACAUGAUGGCCUCCUGAAAAUAAUUGAGACCCUUCCAUCACUUAUUUAUGAACUACUUUUCAGUGUCUUCUAUCGAUGAUAAGUGAGCUACUUUUUCCUUAGAGAUCGCCUUCCCAUUGGCACUAACUUGUAUAGCACACAGUUUCCCUUCCCAAUGCACUCGUAAUGCAUAGAUAGUCCCUCCUAAUCAUUUUGUGUUCGUUUUUUUGUCAAGAUUCAGAUCGAAUUUCCGACAUCAGAGACACGUAUGCUGUUAAUCAGGUGCUGAAGAAAAAAUCAAUCCUCUCCACUUGAAGGUAGGUGAUGCACACAGAUUUCUUCUUACCUUGCAAGCGCCGUUGGAUGAAGAGAGUAGGCAUGAUCAUGGACAAACGCAGUGAGUGCUCAACCCAUCUGUACAUACGCUGCACUUUAUGCCCCCGUGCCGCUGCCAUCCUUAUCAUGCCUCUCCUUGAUCUGGCUCCCCAGUGCCGUCUUGCCUCGAUCUUGCAGGAGAGGAGGACAUUGUUUAUUUGCGUAGGGCUGUCGGGGGAUAAUUCGAUCGAGUAGGAGUUGUUACGUGGAAGAGGAGCUAGCAGCUGGGCGAUCGUUUGGCUAGGUGACGAGGAAGAAAUUGAUACGGCCGGCCGUUGUACGGGAGCACGGCCAGAGAUGGAGUUCGAUACGGUCUGCACCCAAAUCAGAAGGUUUGGCCACCCUUAACAAUAUCCUCAUCGGAUAUAACUUGGGGAAGGCGAAGGCGUACCCCCUACUAUAUAAGCUCAGCCACCCACGCCCCAAACAAAUCACAACCAACCUUCCUCAAGUCGUUUGUUCCCCCGAGCAAUCGAGUUGUGUUCCCGGCGAUCGAUCGAUCCAUCUUGCUGAGCAUCAUGGUUUCCGCCGACGUGGCCCGCAACAUCGUCGGCAUCAUUGGCAAUGUCAUCUCCUUUGGACUCUUCCUCUCACCUGUGCCGACGUUCUGGCGUAUCUGCAAGGCCAAGAACGUGGAGGAGUUCAAGCCGGACCCCUACCUGGCGACGCUCAUGAACUGCCUGCUCUGGUUCUUCUACGGGCUCCCUAUCGUCCACCCCAACAGCACCCUCGUCCUCACCAUCAACGGCAUCGGCCUCGUCAUCGAGGGCGCCUACAUCAUCAUCUUCAUCAUCUACGCGGCCAAGAACACAAGGUGGAAGAUGCUCGGCGUGCUCGCCAUCCAGGCGGCGUUCAUGGCUGCUGUGGUGGCCGGUGUGCUCGUCGGCGCCCACACCCAUGAGAAGCGCUCCAUGAUCGUAGGCAUCCUUUGCGUCAUCUUCGGCUCCAUCAUGUACGCCUCCCCGCUCACCAUCAUGGGUAAAGUGAUCAGGACCAAGAGUGUGGAGUACAUGCCAUUCUUCCUGUCACUGGUAAACUUCCUCAACGGUCUCUGCUGGACGGGCUAUGCGCUAAUCAAGUUUGACAUCUACAUCACGAUCCCCAAUGCCCUCGGUACAAUCUUCGGCCUCAUCCAGCUGAUCCUUUACGGGUACUACUACAGAUCUACCCCCAAGAAGGGCAAGAAUGUCGAGCUGCCCACCGUCCUCACCAAAAACGCCGUUACCAGCGGCAACGUCUCCGUCACCAUAGAGAAAUAAGCUUUGCUUCGUUUUUAGCCCUAAAGAUUUUGAGUAGUUAAUACCAGAUGAUACUUCAACAGGUCUGAUGUUAAUUAGUUGUACUUUUUGUUAGCUAGUAGAGUCUGAGAUUGCCUUUAAUUUUGUGAACCAUUGUCGUCUGUCCGAGACUACAGUGCAAAUUGCAAGUGUAUAUAAAUACCAAUGCAGCUGAGUUAUCCCAGAGAUAUAUUAUGAAAACCACAUAUGCUUGCCUGUUUUCAA
Molecule: messenger RNA, 2587 nt
Organism: Triticum aestivum (bread wheat)
Lineage: Eukaryota; Viridiplantae; Streptophyta; Magnoliopsida; Poales; Poaceae
Product: bidirectional sugar transporter SWEET6b
Exons: 6
Coding region: 1604-2344 (246 amino acids)
Biological process (GO): carbohydrate transport
Cellular component (GO): membrane
Molecular function (GO): sugar transmembrane transporter activity
Source: RefSeq, a predicted model, not a curated record